Messenger RNA from Dipodomys ordii (Ord's kangaroo rat), 633 nucleotides. RefSeq names its product small nuclear ribonucleoprotein polypeptide C (gene Snrpc). NCBI's taxonomy places the organism in Eukaryota, Metazoa, Chordata, Mammalia, Rodentia, Heteromyidae. Gene Ontology annotation, cellular component: nucleus; U1 snRNP. Gene Ontology annotation, molecular function: zinc ion binding; pre-mRNA 5'-splice site binding. The transcript has 6 exons. Bases 109 to 633 code for a protein of 174 amino acids. Gene Ontology annotation, biological process: mRNA splicing, via spliceosome; spliceosomal snRNP assembly; mRNA 5'-splice site recognition. The record is from RefSeq and is a predicted model, not a curated record.
UCUCGUCGGGACCUGUCGUCCUCCCCUUUCCCGCUCUACGGCGUCGACGCCUGGUUUUUACGUGGUUUCCUGGCGGCGCGGCACGGAGGCAACGGCCCACACAGCAACAUGCCCAAGUUUUAUUGUGACUACUGCGACACAUACCUCACCCAUGACUCUCCAUCUGUGAGAAAGACACACUGCAGUGGUAGGAAACACAAAGAGAAUGUAAAAGACUACUAUCAGAAAUGGAUGGAAGAGCAGGCUCAGAGCCUGAUUGACAAGACAACGGCUGCAUUUCAACAAGGAAAGAUACCUCCCACUCCAUUUUCUGCUCCUCCUCCUGCCGGGGCAAUGAUCCCACCUCCUCCCAGUCUCCAUAUGGAACCCAGAGCUUCAUCUGUGCUGGAAAAGCACUCUACUACUGAGCCACAUUCCCAGCCCAAAAUUACCUUUUUCCUCCCCUCGCUCCGGCCGCUGCGAGCCAGUCGGGCGUGCUGCGAGCGCUCGCCGAUCGUCCGGGCCGGCGGCUGUGGCGCCGCGAGGGUAGGUGGGAUCGUGGCGGAAUUCCCUGUGCGGAGGCCGGAGCGAGAGCGCGUGAUGGCGGCUGCGGUGGCGGCGGCAUCCGGUGCCUGCGCCGUGGCGGCGAGGUGA